AUGAAUGGGGAAGAUGGUGUAGAUAAUGAUAAUUGUGGGUAUGAUGAAAGGGUUGAAGAGAUUAUGAAUAUUGGGUUGGAUUACUUUAACAUACAAGGGUGUCUUAGAGAGGAGUCUAUAAAUAGUGUAAAGGGUGAUGAAGAUAUAAUUAAAAUGAUACAAUUGUUUUAUGAAAGUACAGAUGGAUGCUUAUUUAUAUUUAAUGAUAAAGAUUGUAUAAAAAUAUAUGAUUCUAUAAUAGAUUUAUAUAAAAGACGGAAGAAAGAAAAAUUUAUAAUAAUUUAUAAAACCCCUGAAAAUAAAGUAUUAUAUUUAGAAAUGAACAAUGAUGCUGAAAAUAUUAUUAGACGAUUUUUAGAAAUAUUUUUUUCUAAUUUUAUGAACAAGAACGAAGACAUCAAUAAUUCUUCUCUUCUUAUGGAAAUGAAAAAAAAAUUUAAUAAUUUUUUAUUAAAUUUAAAAAUAGUAUAUGGUGAGAUGGAAGAGAAAUUGAUAUUGCCAAAUUUACCUUCAGAAGUAAAGGAAGGAAACAUAAGUAAUUUAGAAGAAUAUUUAACACAUUUUAUUAAAUGCUAUCAUAUAAUAUUAAGAAGUUUUAUGGCAUAUAAAAAAAAUAAUUAUGAAAAUUGUAAUGAAUUUUUAAAAUGUCUAAAGAAUAAAAAUGAGGAUAUAAAUUUUUUACACGAUGAAAUAAAUAAAGAAGGGUUUACAGAAAUAAUUAAUAUAAUAUUAGAAAAAAAGAAAAAUUCUAGUUAUAAAAAUAUAAUUGAGAAUAUAAAAACUGAGAUAGUAGGUCAUAAGUCUGAAGUUUUUGAUUUAUAUACCCAUUUAAAACCAGUAGUUCAUUUUUUACAAAAAUUAGAAAGUUCAAAGGAAGAAAAUAUCGAAGAAAAAAAUGUAUAUUUAAUGCCAAUUGUACAUUCUUUAUCUUUAUCAAUUGAAAAAUCGGAUUAUUUAAUUAAGAAUUGUAAAUUUAUUUUCAAUUUUUUAUCGAGAGUAUUAAUAAAUAUCUGUAAUCAGAAUAUGAACACUCCAGAUAUAAUAAAUUCUAUAUAUAAUUGUAUAGAUGUAUUAAAAAGUAAAUUAUAUAAUACCUUGAAUUUUUUACUUACCUUUUUAUACUUAUUUAAAAUGUAUAAAGAGAAGGAAACAAAUGUAAAACUUCGAUCUCUAAAUGAAUUGAGUGGAAAGCGAGUACAUGAUUUGGUAGUAACACUGAAGACAACUGAAAAUGAUAAUGACAAAAAUGAAGAUAAAAUGAAUAUACUUAAUGAUUCAAAAGUAGAAGAAGAGUGUAAAUAUUUCCCACUUAUUAGUUUAUAUAUAUAUAAAUUAAAAUUGCUAGUUGAAUAUGUUAAGACCUAUCAAACAUAUAUGAAACUUGAAAAGAUUGAAAUACCAGGUGAAAAGGGAAAAAGAUUAACAGAAGAAAUACAUAAUGUUUUAAAAAGCUUUAAUAAUAUUAAUACUACAUUUUUAGAUAUAAACCAUGAAAUAUUAAAUAAUCAAGAAAAUAUUUUUAUAAAUAAAUAUAACACAUUUGAUAAUAAAAUAAAAGAAUUAAACAAAAGAUUAAUUUCUAUUUUUGUACACUCAUUUGAUAAUGAUUUAAAUAAAAAUAUAAAGUUAUUGAAUUCGUUUCUAAUAUUAAGAGAUAUUCAUUCUAUAGAAUUGGAAUUAAUUAGACACACUUCUAUGCUUUGUCAGAAUCUUAAAAAUGAAUUUAUAUUGGUCGAUAAUUUAUUUAUAAAAAAUACUACUAUUAUAGAGAAUAACAAGAAUAUCUUCAUGGAAAAUUCAUUUCAGGUAUCUAAGAAAAGUAAUGAACUUUUAGAUUGGAAGGAAGGUGAAGAAAUUACAAGUGUUGAAAUUGUACAAGGGAAUGAAGAUUUGGGUAACUGUCUAAAGAAGCUAAAUAUCAACAAUAACUCUGCAGUAUUUUGCGAAGUGAUAAAUUUAUUUAUGGCUCUUUUAAAAAGGAUAGAACAACAAUAUUUUCCGUUGAAAAAAAUAAUAGAUAUUUUAAACUUAAAAAAUGAUAAAACUGAAGAGAUAAAUAUGCUAUAUAAGAAUAUAAGUGAAAAAAUAAGUAAAUAUAUAUGUGAGAUUAGCAAAGUAUGGUUUAAAGAUACAAUAAAUGUUGUAAACAACUUUUUAAAUGAAAAUAUCUUUAAAAUAAAAUCUGGAACAUUUUAUGUAAAUUUUCAUCCAUAUAUAUUUAUGUUUAUAAAUAAUGUAAAGAAUUUUUUUUUAAAUAACUUAACUAUUAAUGAGGAAUGUUUACAAAUAUAUAAUAGAGCUAGUUCAUUUAAAAAUUUUAUUAAUAUAUUAAAUAAUAUAACAAAAAAAUAUAAUCGUGUAAUGACAAGAAUGUUAACUGUAGAAAGAGAUUUAUUUGAAGACAAAUUAGUAUCAGUAAAGGGAAUAUUAUUAAAAGGGGUAGAGGAAUUAAAAUGGACAGAUAGUGAAAUACACAAAUAUAUUGAGAGUGUUGAUAAAGAUAUGUCAGAUGUGUAUAGUAGUAUAUAUUCUCUACAUAGCAAUAUUUCAUUUAUUUUGAAUUUAACAAAAGGUUGGAUGAAAAAACCAAUAAUAGAAAAGCGUAAAAAAACAGAAGACGUAUAUAACUAUUUAAAUACGUAUAAGAAUAAUAUGUCUAUAUUAAAAAAUCGACUAAAUGAAGAUUUAAAAAAUAUUAAUAUAAAAAUAAAACAAUCUUAUGAUGCAUUAAAAAUAAAAAAGAAUAAUAUAAUGUGGAAAAAUUAUUUAAAAUUUUUAAAUAACAUUGUUAUGGGUAAAUUGAUUGAACUUACUAAUUUGUUAUUUAAUAACUUAUAUGAAGUUAUGGAAAAUGGAAAAAAAGAUGAACAAUUAUUUUUGAUUAAAAUACGUUUUGUUGAUGGCAAAUUAAAUUUAGAUUUAAAAUUAAGAAGUAAAAAAUCGUUUUCUAUUACUAGCAUAUUUUAUAAAUGGGUUCAUGACUUUAUAAAUAUUUCAUCAGACAUUAAAAGAAUAGAUAUUAGAAAUGGAGAUUAUAUAAACGAAAUAGUUUUAAGCUUAAGUGUAAAUUAUAAUAAGAAUAGAAUUGAAAAUUAUUUUGAAAAUACAAUUGAAAAGGCAUAUAAAUAUUUACAAUCUUUUAAAAAAUAUGAGAAUAUAUGGAAAAGAGAUAUAAAAAAAGAGUUUAUAGCUUUUAAGGAAAAAAAUGAAAUUGCUUUAUAUCCAAAUUAUUUUGAAUAUAAUUACAAUUUUAAAGAUUCAUUAAAAAUUAUUAAAAUAAAUAUACCACAUAGAUUUCCAAAUAUAUCGUCUUAUAAAAAAUUUAUUUUACUACUAAAAGAUGAGUUAAAUGGCUACUACAAUUUGAAAACACAUGAGUCUAUUAAUUUUAUAUCUUUUUAUUCUGAAGAAAUUAUUCAAUGCUUAAUUAAGUUUACAAAAAAAAAUAUUUCUUUAUAUACAGAAUUUUUACAAAAUUUUGUAAAAGAUGUUAUAUAUGCUAUUAACACUUUUUACGAAAACAAUAUUAAACAUUUAAAUGAGGAUAAUAUUAUCGAUUUUUUUUGUAAAAAUGAGAAUGAUGAAGAUAUGGAUAAGGAUAAUAUGCUUAUGCCUAAGGGUAAAAAAAAAACUUCUAUAAAUUGUAAUAAUAAUGAUGAAAAUAAAAUGAAUGAAAUUAUUUACAAUGAAUAUGAACAAGUAAUAUCAACCGAUUCACCAAAAAUGGAAGAUGCAAUACAAAAUAAAAAUGACAACGGUGAUGAUACUGCUAAUAAUGAUGAGAUGAAUAAAAAAGACGCAUUUUAUAACCUAAUGAGAAGUAUUAGAAGUGUAAAAUUAAGUAAGAAAAUAAUACCAUUAAUUUUCCAAAAAAUAAAAGAAAUAAUUGACAAAUUAAAAGAGAUAGACAUCAUUAUAAAAUAUAAUGAUGUGUUAGAAAAUGUUGAAAAAAACAAGGAGAAGGUAGAAAUUCAAUAUAAUGAAAUUAAAGAAAAGAUAUUAAAAUAUAAAAAUAAAGAAAUUAAAAACAUAAAGAUAGAAAUUAAAAAUUUUAAGGAAGAAUUAAUAAAUUUAAAAAAUGAAAUAUUUAAAAAUAUCCCAAGUCAUCCAAAAGAUAUAUAUAAUUCACCUUAUGAAAAAAUUAAUGAUUUUAGAAACAAAUUUCAAAUAUAUAAAGAUAAACAAAAAUAUCAUAAUGAAUUAGAAACCUUAUUUGAAAUAGAUAUAACAGUAUUUGAUGAAUUGGAUGAAAUAGAUGUAAAAUUAAAAUCCUUAAAGCAUUUAUGGGAUAUAGUAAAUAACAUUCUAUUUUUUAUAGAAGAAGAAAAAAAGAAAAUGUGGAGAGAUAUAGAUGUAAAUAAUAAUACAUACAUAAUUGAUUUUAUAUUACUAUAUAUUAGAAAAAAAUUUGUUGAUUUAAAGGAAUUACCAAUUUAUGAGUAUAUAACUAAAGAAUUAAAAAAGUUGUUACAUGUUUUGCCUCUUUUAGUCGACUUGAAUAACGAUUGUAUAUUUGAUAGACAUUGGAAUAUUAUUAUUAACAUAUCAGGAAAAAUAAGUAAUUUGCAUUCAAACAAAAGGGGAAUGACACAUAAUAGCAACAACUUUGAAGAUGUGAAUUUAAAUUCUGAAUUUCGAACUAAGGCAAGCAGUGCGAAGGUAUAUGAAGAAGUGAGGAAUAGUGAAAAUAUGCAAACAAUUCCAAAUAAAGAAGAUGAAAAUUAUAUGAAUACGCCCAAAGCCUUGAGUACUAUUAAUAGGAGUAAUAAUAACUUGAGUGGUAUGAUGAGUAAUAGUGGUAAAUUUAACUGGGGAGUAGAAAAAAACAAAGAUUCGGCUCUAAGCAAAAAUCUGAAAAUAAAAUACAAAGAAUUGACGUUGCAAGAGUUUUUUGAUUUGAAAUUAUAUAAACACGUAGAUGCAGUUCAUGAUGUAAUAGAACAAGCAAAGAAAGAAAAGAAGAUUGAAAAUAAAAUAAAAGAAAUUAAUUUAAUAUGGAAAAAUAUGACUUUUGAAUUUGUUAAGAAAAAUACAUAUAUACAGAUAAUAAAUAUGGACGCAAUAUUAGAAAUGGUUGAUAUGCAUACAUCUGAGAUAUUAUUUUUCAUUAACCAAAAAAAAUAUAUAUUAUUUAUACAAGAUACAAUAUUAAAUACUCAAGAAAACCUUAAAAAAAUUGAUGAAUUAAUUAAUAUAUGGAGAAAAUUUUUAAAUAAAUUUGAAAGAUUGCAACCAAUUUAUUUAAACUCUGAAGAUAUCCAUUCCCAAUUACCUCAAGAAAGUAAAAUGUUUUUUAAUAUCGAAAGUGAUUAUAAAGAAAUAAUACAAAGUGCUUUUGAACAAAAAAAUGUUUUACAAGUUUGUUUAAAUGAAGAGUUGUUUUAUUUUUUGAGUAAAUUUUUUAAAAACAUUGAACUGUGUGAAAAGGCAUUGAAUGAUUAUUUAGAUCAAAAAAAAAAAGCUUUCCCUCGAUUUUAUUUUCUUUCAAAUAUAGCUCUAUUAGACAUUUUAAGUAAUGGAAAGAACCCACUAAAAAUUUUACCUUACAUAAAUGAUGUAUUCAAUGCAAUAAAAACUAUAAAAUUUGAGAACCAAUGUGGAGAAGAUUUUUCAGAUAAUUGUGAUGAAAAGGAUGUAGAACCCAAGAACAACAUCAAAAAUAAAAAUAUUCAUACAGAUGGUGAAAAUAGCGAUUCAAAUGAUGAUGGGGAUAAAAAUAAAUCAUCUUCUGGUUCCUCAACAGAUGCUGGAACAGAUAAUGAAAUGGAAGGACAAAUAGACAUAAAUGGAAGCAGUUACAAAAUGAAUAAAGCAUCAAAAGGAUAUAACAGUGUAAUUAAAACAGAUGAAAAGGGAAAUAGUCAAUAUGAAGUAAAAGAAUAUACAGCAAAGGGAGUGUAUAGUAUUGAAAACGAGUAUCUAAAUUUUAUUGAAGAAUUAACAUUAAAAGGAAAUGUAGAAAAUUAUUUAAAAGAUUUAGAAAAUCAUUUAAAAACUACUCUGAGAAGUAUUUUAGAAAACGCAAAAAUAAGUUAUGAAAAUUUAGAUGAAAAUACAAGAGAUGAAACAAUGAUAUCAAAUUAUGUAAGUCAAAUAGUUUGUACAUGUAACCAAAUAAGUGUAACAGAAGAAAUAAGUAAAUGCUUUGAUGAAUUAGAAAAUGGUAAUGAAUCAGCAUUUAUAGAUUAUAAAAAGAUGCUAAUUGAAAGAAUAAAUAAAUUAAUAAAAUUGGUUGAAAAAACAGAUGAUUAUAAUAUUAGGACUAAAUUGUUGUCUUUAAUAAUAUUAGAUGUGCAUACAAGAGAUGUAAUAGUAUCUUUUAUCCAAAAAAAAAUAUCAGAUAAUACAUCAUUCGAUUGGCAAGCUCAAUUAAAAUAUUAUUGGGUUUAUGAUAAAAAAAUAGACAAUUAUACAUGUGAAAUAAAGAUAUGUGACUUUAAAACAAAAUAUUUAUAUGAAUAUAUUGGAAAUUCAGGAAAAUUAGUUAUAACCCCAUUAACUGAUAAAUGUUAUAUAACACUAACACAAGCUUUAAAUUUAAUUUUAGGGGGUGCACCAGCAGGUCCAGCUGGAACUGGUAAAACAGAGACAACAAAAGACUUAUCAAAGGCUAUUGGUAUUGCUAUAUUUAUAUUUAAUUGUAGCAACCAAAUGAACUAUUUUAAUAUGUCACAAAUAUGUAUAGGAUUAUCUCAAACUGGAGCAUGGGGAUGUUUUGAUGAAUUUAAUAGAAUAAGUGUAGAAGUGUUAUCUGUUGUUAGUACCCAAAUUAAAUGUAUAUUUGAUGCUAUUAAAGAAAAAAAAGUCAUGUUUCAUUUUAUUGAUGAUGAAAUAGUAUUAAAAAAAACAUGUGGAUUUUUUAUAACCAUGAACCCAGGAUAUGCUGGAAGAACAGAGUUACCAGAAAAUUUAAAAAACUUAUUUCGAUCUUGUUCUAUGAUCGUUCCAGACAUAAAAUUUAUUUGUGAGAAUAUGUUAAUGUCCUUUGGUUUUAUAAAAGCAAAUAAAUUGUCGUAUAAAUUUGUUGAGCUUUAUCAAUUAUGUAAAGAGUUGCUACAAAAAAAUAUCCAUUAUGAUUGGGGAUUAAGAGCAGUUAAAGUGGUUCUAAUUCAAGCUGGAGAUUUAAAAAGGAAAUAUAGCAAUUUUGACGAAGAAGUAAUUUUAAUGAAAGCAUUAAAAGAUUUUAAUAUUCCCAAAAUUACCCAUGAAGAUAUACCGAUAUUUUUAGGACUAAUCAAUGAUUUGUUUCCAAAUGUAAAUUGCAAUAUAUUUAAUACAAAAGAAAAUAGUGAUGACCAAUCUGGAAUAGACAAUAAUGAAUAUUUUGUAGAUGAUUCAGAUGGAAAAAGCAAAAAAAAUGUUUCAGAAAAAAAUACAAAAGGGGAAGAAAAUAAUUGUCCAAAUAAAAUAUGCAGUUUUGAAGAUGCGAUAAAAAUAUGCUUAAAAGAAUCGAACCUUCAAAUAGAUGAUAAUUUUAUACUUAAAGUUAAGCAAUUAAAAGAUUUAAUGGAUGUAAGACAUUGUGUUUUUAUAUUAGGAGAAGAUGGAUGUGGUAAAUCAAGUGUGAUAGAGAUUUUAAUAAAAAGUCUAAAUAAAAUAAAAGAAAAUUGUUUACACGAAAUUAUAAAUCCAAAAUCUAUUGAAUCGUAUGAACUUUAUGGAUAUUUAACAAAAAAUAAUGAAUGGGUAGAUGGUGCAUUAUCUUCAAUUAUGAGAAAAAUGUCUAGAAAUAUAUCACCUUACAAUGAAUAUACAAAACAUAAAAUAAUUUUAUUAGAUGGAAAUAUAGAUGCAGAGUGGAUAGAAAGUAUGAACACUGUUAUGGACGAUAAUAAAGUAUUAACACUAGUAAGUAAUGAAAGAAUUCCUUUUACUAAAGAAAUGCAUUUAUUUUUUGAAAUUACAAAUAUGAAAUAUGCAUCUCCAGCAACUGUUAGUAGAGGUGGUGUUCUUUAUAUUAAUAAAGGUGACAUAAGCUAUAAAUUGUUUAUAAGUUCAUGGAUUAAUUUGUUAAAUAAUAAUAUUGCCAAAACCGAAUUUUAUUACCUUUUUAAUAUAUUUUAUGCACAAAAUAUUGAAAUGUUAAGAAAACAAUGUAAAUUUAUGUACAAUUUAUCCAAUUUAGAUAUUGCAAAAUCGAUUUGUAGUUAUAUAGAUUAUUUUUUAGCAAAAUAUGAAAAAUAUAUUAAUGAUGUAAUUAAAAAAAUUGAAAAUAAACAAAAUGAAGAAAAUAUAUUUUUAAAUAAUCAAAACGAAGAUCAGAAAGUUGGUGAAAAUUCUGUCUCUCCUCAUACAGGGGAUGAAAGCCAAAGAACAACAGUGAGCCAAAAUAAACAAGUUCAGAAUGAGAAUAUUCAAGGAAUAAGAAAGAGUGAAAAAAAUUUGGAAGAAAAAGGGUUUAAUGGUGGUAUUAUCAACCAAAGUAACAAUAGCAAUUACAAAAUAGAAAAUUGUGAACAGAAUAGGAAAGAAGGGAAAUUAGCUGAUGACGAAAAAAAUACUGUGAACAAAAUGAAUUACAACUAUGAUAUAUUGAAAGAUUAUUAUAAUAGCUUUUUUAUGAACUCCUAUAUGUGGGUUUUGAACAAUUUAAUAGUUGAUGAUAAAAUAAUGAAUUCUCGAAAUCUUUUUAAUAAUAGUAUAAAAGGUAAUUUGAAAGUAAAAAUGGGAAAUGAUUAUUGUUGUAACUACAUUUACAAUAUUUAUGAAAAUAGUUGGAAACAUUUGUCUACAUAUUUGGACGAGGAUAUUUUGAUUUUGCAACGAAUCAAAUGGAAUUUUGAUGAUCCAGAAAAUAAGGAAGGAGAAUAUGGAAAUAAUGUCCAAGGGGAAUUUGAUGAUAUGGAUGAAAUGGAAGAAAUGGGCGAGCUAGAUGAAGAGGAAGAAGCUGAAGAUUUGGACGAAGAGAUAGAUCAUGAAGAAUAUGAGCAAAUAGAGAAUAAUUCAUCAAGUAUGCAAAGAGAAAAAAUAGUUGGGAAAAAAGAAAAUAGAAAAAAAAAAGUUGCAAGUAACUAUAUUGAAAGCAUGCUUCCACAUAAUUAUGACGAGAUAUACAUAAAUACAAUUGAACUAAUAAGAAUAGAAAAGAUGAUAAAAUAUUCAUUAGAAAGAAAUAAACCAAUUUUAGUAUAUGGAAAUAAUGGUACAGGGAAAACAAAAUGUAUAAAAAAUAAUAUAAAUAUGAAUAUCGAAAAAUUUACACAUACAAUAAUAAGUAUAAAUUAUUAUACAAACUCAUUUGUUUUACAAAAAAUAAUUGAAAAUAAUGUCGAAAAGAGGAAUACAAGAACAUAUGGUCCACCAAAUCAAAAAAAACAUAUUUUUCUUUUAGAAGAUUUAAAUAUAACAGCUAAAGAUGAUUGUGAUACCCAACAAAUGCUAGAAUUUUUAAGACAGUUAUUAACAUAUAAACUAAUAUAUGAUCGAGAAAAUUUAGAUGAGAAAAAAUAUGUUCAUGAUAUAUCUUUUAUUGGUACAAUUAAUAAUAACACUAAUAAAUUUAUUGAUAAAAGAAUUCAAAAUAAGUUUAAUAUAUUAAAUAUAGAGGACAUAAGUAUAAAAACAUUUGAAAAUAUAUAUAAAAUAAUAUUAAAACAGCAUCUACUUAAAUUUGAUGAUUCAAUAAAAGGACUAUUAAAUAAUAUAAUUUUAUUUUCUUAUGAUUUAUAUAGUAGUAUCAAUGGAAAUGUUGCAUUUAAUUUGUCUAAUUUUGCGCCUCAUUAUUUAUUCAAUCUAAAUGAUAUACACACAGUAUUUUAUAACAUAAUUAAAUAUACAAAUCCAGAUAUAUAUAAUAAUAGAUUUAAAUUUUUGAUGAUAUUUUUCCAUGAAAUACAAUAUGGAUAUAUAAAUAAAUUAAUUUCUUAUGAUCAUAUUAAUAUAUUUACACAAAUAUUUAAUAAAUUAAUUCAACAAUAUUUCCCAUUUUUUAGUGAUGAUUUUGAAAAGCAUAAGAAAGUAUUUGACACUGUAAAUGCAGAAAUGAAGGAUGCCAAUAAAUUGUCUCAAAAAAAUACAACUGUUUCUGAUUAUGAAAAUAAUGAUGAAGUUAAAAGAAAUUCUUCAGGUGAACAUGAACCAUGUAAUAAUGAGUGGGGACGAUUACCAAAUGGCAAUGCUAAUAAUAUUGAUAUUAAUAAUGCUGAUUUGAAUUUAUCUAAAAACACAAUAUAUGAUUUCAGUAAAAAUAUAUUUACUUCUUUUAUAUCUGUACGAAAUGGAAUGGACAAGAUGUAUUUAAAUGUGAAACGAUUCUAUAUAUUAAAAGAAGUGUUGACAGAAAAAUUGAACGAAUAUAAUAGCAACCAUGUAGAACUUCCAUUAGUAUUAUUUGAUUAUGCUAUAAUUCAGAUUUGUAAAAUGUGUCGAGUUUUAGAUUUCAACAUUUCUCAUUUGAUGUUAGUUGGUUUUGGUGGCUCAGGAAAACAAUCAUUAAUAAAAUUAAGUAUUUUUAUUAAUUCUUUAAAUUUAUUAAAUAUAUCUACAAAUAAUAAAUAUGAUGUGAAUUGUUUUAAAUCAGAUUUACAAGAAUUUCAUCUAAAAUGUGCAAUAAAACCAGGUACUGUUCAUGUUUUACUAUUAAAGGAAAAGGAAAUAUUAGAUUCGUUCUUGCCUUACAUAAAUGAUCUUACUUCCACUGGUUUAUGCAAUGAUUUAUUUACAAAAGAUGAAUAUUUAGGAAUUUUCUCAUCAAUUCGUAAUCAAAUAAAAUAUUUAAAUAUUGGUGAAAGUAAUGAAGAUGUGUUUAAUUAUUAUAUUAGUAAAAUUCGAAAAAAUUUUAAAAUAGCUAUUACACAUUCACCUAUUAGUAAUUUAUACAGAAACAGAUUAAUCAAAUUUCCAUCAUUACUUUCUAAUUUUUCAUUUAUAUAUUUUUUACCAUGGCCAUAUGAGGCUUUAAUAAAUGUAUCUAAUAAAUUUUUAGAUGAUGUUGAAAUAAAUGAAGAAUUAAAAAAAAAUAUUUGCGAGCAUAUGGCUUAUGUCCACACUAGUACAAAUGAUAUGAACAAAACAUAUUUUGAACAAAAAAAUAGAUAUAACUAUGUUAUUCCUAAAACCUUUUUAGAGUAUAUAUAUUUUUAUAAAAAUUUAUUAAGUGUUAAAACUUUUGAAAUUGAAAAAUCGGUAGAAAGAUUGAAUAAAGGUUUGUUGGCAUUAACAAGUACUAAAGAAAAUGUGCAAGUCUUAAAAAAAGAGAUCGAAAUAAAAAUAAAAAAUAUAGAAGAGAAAAAAAUAGAAGUAAAUGAAAUAUUAAAUAAAGUAAAAGAGGCAACUGAAGUAACAAAUAAAGAACAAGAAGUUGUUAAUGAAGAGAAAAAAAGAAAUGAGAUAUUUACAAAAGAAGCCAUAGAAAUACAAAUAAGAGCCGAUAAAGAAUUGAGUGAAGCAUUACCUAUAAUGAAUAAAGCUAAAGAGGCAGUAAACUGUAUAACAAAAUCGGCUAUACAAGAAUUGAAGUCGUUGCAAAAUCCACCAAAGGAAUGUCUAGAUGUUACACAUGCUGUUCUUAUUGCAUUAAAAGAAAUAAAAAAUUAUUCAUGGAAAUUUGCUCAAAAGAUUAUGAAUAAUCCAACACAAUUUUUAAGUAAAUUACAAAAUUUUGAUGCAGAAAAUAUGGAAGACGAAACUGUAAAUUUAUUAGCACCAUUUAUACAAAAGAAAUUUUUUAAUUAUGAAAUGAUGAAAACAAAAUCAUCUGCAUGUGCUUAUUUAGCUUUAUGGUUAAUUAAUAUAGUAAAAUAUAAUGAAGUAUAUAAAAAAGUAAAACCACUUAUGGACAAACUUCAAGAAGCAACAAACAAUAAAAAUAAUGCACAAGAAAAAUUAGAUCAACUUGAAAAUAAAGUAAAAGAACUAACACAAAGUGUUGAAAAUUUAAGAAGAAAAAUGAAUGAAGUUAAUGAAGAAAAAAAUAAUAUUAUAAGAAUAUAUAAUGAAUCAAAAGACAAAUUAAAUAGAGCUGAAAAUUUAGUAAACAUGUUAUCUGAUGAAUAUUCUAGAUGGUCAGAUGAAAUUGCUAUUAUUAUUUCGAAUAAAAAAUAUAUAUAUGGUGACUGUUUAUUAUUAUCAUCUUUUAUUACUUACCUCGGUGUCUUUUCGAGUUCUUUUCGAAUUAAAUUAUGGAAGAAUUUAUGGUUAGAGCAUAUUAAAGCAAGUAAUAUUUUAAUUAGUAAUAUUUCUUCUCCUAUUGAUAUUAUGGUUCAAGAUAUACAAAUAGCUACUUGGAAAAAUGAGAAAUUGCCAGAAGAUAUUAUAAGUAUAGAAAAUGCAUUAAUAGUUAGCACAUGCUAUAGAUGGCCUUUAUUAAUCGACCCACAAUUACAAGGAUUAAAAUGGUUAAAGGUAAAAGGGGGUAAUAAUAUUACUUGUCUACAAUUUAACUGCAAAAAUUUUAUUCAAAAGGUAAAAAAUGUUAUUUUAAAAGGGGGAUAUUUAAUCAUUGAAAAUAUAAAUGAAGAAAUUGAUAAUGUUAUUGAUAGUUUAUUGAACAGAGAAUUUAUCAAAAAAGGAAAUGACACCUUUAUCAAAAUUGAUAACGAAGAAAUACAAUUUAAUUAUCCUAAUGCAACUAGCAGAAUUUCUAAGAUUAAAAGUUUUUUCGAAAACACAUUAGAUUCGAAUACCAUUUCUAACAAUACUCUUAAUAGUAGUAAGAGUGAAAAUAUGGGAACUUCUGAAAAUGCUGAAAAUAAUGAAGACAGUGCAGAUAAUUUAAGCAUCCAAAUGGAUAACAAUGAUAAACACUACAGCCAUAAUGUGAACAAGUCUAUGUCUAAUGGAGGUUUUUUAAAAACAAAUUUCUUUAAUUUAAUAUUACAAACAAAAUUAAGUAACCCUCACUUCAAACCAGAAAUGAAUAGCCAAUGCACUUUAAUAAAUUUUAGUGUCACAUGUGAGGGAUUAGAAGAGCAAAUACUAGCUAUUAUUGUGAAUAUAGAAAAACCUGAAUUGGAAAAACAAAAACAAUUAUUAGUAAAAAAUCGAAAUGAAUAUAAAAUAAUUUUAAACAAUUUAGAAGAUGAAAUUUUAUAUCAAUUAUCUACAGCUGAUUCAUCAACUAUUAUAGAUAACAUUUCUCUAAUUAAUAGUUUGAGAACAACAAAAGACACAUCUAAUAAUAUACAAAAACAAGUUGCAGAUUCAAUUAUUACUGAAACAAAAAUAAAUAAAACAAGAGAACUAUAUAGAACAUUGGCAAAUGAAGCAUCUAUUGUUUAUUUCAUUCUGAUUCUUAUGCAUAAUAUUAAUUACAUGUAUCAAUAUUCUCUUGAUUCUUUCAUAAAUCUACUACUUAAAUCGAUCGAAUCUGUGAAUACUACUGAGAUGGAAGACGGAAGUAACCAGAUUGAUUCAAAAAUAAAUACAAAACAUGAUAGUAUGUUUAGUGAAGGUUUUAAUAACGGAGAAAAAGAUGAAACUGACUAUUAUGAAUCUAAUAUAAAUUUUAGCGAAUAUAAUGAAAAGAACAUAAAUGACAAUAAUAUCAUGAAUGAAGAAGGAAAUGUAAUACAUGAUGAGCAUAUAAAUAAAUUAAUUGUAUCAUUUAGAAAAACAAUAUAUUCAUGGAUUAGUCGAGGUUUAUUAGAAAAAGAUAAAUUGUUAUUUAAUUGUAUAUUUGUAUUUAAAUUAUUGGAAACAAAGAAAAUAUAUGACAAAGAUUUUAACAUGGAUUAUCUAAACUUUUUCUUAAAGCCUCCACGAAGUAAUAUAAAAGUUGCUAUUGAAAAUCCAUUAAAAGAAUGGCUAAGUGAUGAAUGUUGGGAAAAUAUUUUAUUUUUAUCCAAAUUUAAAGAAUUUGAAAACAUUGCAAACAAUAUACAUAUAGAUGCACAGCAUAAAUUUAAACAAUGGUGUUUUGAAAUACAACCAGAAUUAUGUAAAUUGCCAUUAGAGUGGAAAAAAUUAAAUGAUUAUUCUUUUAAGAAAUUAUUAAUUAUUAGAUCAUUAAGACCUGAUAGAGUAACCGUAACAUUAGAAAAAUAUAUUAAAAAUGUAUUACCAAAAAGUGAAGAAAUAAUGGAAAAAAAAAAUUCAUUUGGAGAUACAUUAGAAUCUUCAUACAAUUUUAUGAUUAAUUCUACACCUAUAUUAUUUAUUUUAACACCGGGUUCUGAUUUUAUAAAAUAUGUAGAAUUAUUAGGGAAGAAAUAUAAAUUUUAUUUAAAUAAUAAUUUGCAUGUUGUAUCAUUAGGACAAGGACAAGAAUCUAUUGCAUUAUCAAAACUUGAGUUAUCUCAUAAAGAAGGGCAUUGGAUAGUUUUAGAAAAUAUUCAUUUAAUGGCAAAAUUUAAUUUAAUUUUAGAAAAUGUAAUUGAUAAAUAUGCAGCAGAAGGCUCACAUCCAAAUUUCCGUUGCUUCUUAACAUCUGAAGUAACAACAAAUAUCCCAAUAAGUAUAUUAGAAAGAUCAAUAAAACUAACAAAUGAAGCACCAACUGGUUUUAAAGAAAAUUUAAAAAGAGCUUUUACUUUCUUUUCACCAGAUGAUUAUGAAGAAAAAGAUUUAAGAACAAAAAAUAUAUUAUUUUCUUUAUGUUAUUUUCAUUCAAUAAUAGUUGAAAGAGCAAAAUUUGGAGCAAAGGGAUUUAAUAUAAAAUACCCAUUUAGUCUUAGCGAUUUGAGAGAUAGUGCAAAGGUUUUAUUCAAUUAUUUAGAUAACCAAAAUUCUAUUAAAGUUCCAUGGAAUGAUUUGAAAUAUAUUUUUGGGGAAAUUAUGUAUGGUGGUCAUAUAGUUAAUGAUAAAGACAUGUUAAUAUGCAAAACAUACUUAAAUUAUUUUAUGAAAGAACAAUCAUUAGAAAAAAUGCAAUUAAUACCGUUUUCUAAAAAUAUACAAUUAUUUAGUCCUAAUAAUUAUUCAUAUGAUAAAAUUUUAAAAUAUAUUGACACACAAAUUAUUGGAGAGUCUUCUGUACUAUAUGGACUAAAUCAACAUGCAGAAAUGAACUUUAGAAUAGAUGAAAGUACAAAACUAUUAAAAAAUAUUUUAAAACUAAAAAAUAAAGAAACAUCUACAUUUAUAGAAGAAUUAACAAUAGGUGAAACUAUAGAAAACAAAACUUCAAAUAUUGUAUCCGAUAUUAUAAGCGAAAUAGAUAAUGUUUUUUUUAAUGUGGAUGAAUUAAUGAAAUCAAUACCAGAUGAUCAAAUAACUCCAUUACAAUAUUUCUUAUUUCAAGAAUGCACUUUAAUGAAUUCUUUAACAAAAAAUAUGAGAAAUUCGUUAAAAGAAUUAAAUCUAGCUAUUAAAGGAGAAAUUAAUAUGAAUAGUAAAAUAGAAAGCUUAAUGAAUUUUCUAUACAAAGACACACUACCAGAAUCAUGGAAAAAUAAUUCUUAUUCUAGUAACAGAAAUUUAUCUUCUUGGAUAAAUAAUUUAAAAGAAAGAAUAGCAUUUUUAUCAGAUUGGUUUAACGAUCCUUUAUUAACACCUAAAGUUUUUAAUGUUUCUUUAUUAUUUAAUCCUAACAGUUUCUUUAGUGCAAUUAAACAAAUAUUAUCUCGAAAUGAAAAAUGUGAAUUAGACAAAAUUAUUAUCCAAGUUGAAGUAACAAACAAAUCCAUAAAUGAUAUCCAUUCAUAUCCAAAAGAAGGUGCAUAUAUAUAUGGAUUAUAUUUAGAUGGGGCUAAUUAUGACAUAGAGAAAAAUACUUUAUGUGAUGCCUCAUCAAAGCAUAAAUAUUUUUUAAUGCCAGUUAUACAUUGCAAACCAGUUGUUAGUAUGGGUAAAAUUGAUAAAGACGUAUAUGAGUGUCCAGUAUAUAAAACUUUAUCAAGAGAUAACACUUACGUAACGAAUAUCAAUUUAAAAACAAAAGAUAGUCCAGAAAAAUGGAUUCUUGCGGGGGUAGCUUUAAUUCUUGAUAUUGCUGACGAUUAA
Plasmodium vinckei vinckei is the source of this 15879-nucleotide messenger RNA. RefSeq names its product dynein heavy chain, putative. Gene Ontology annotation, biological process: microtubule-based movement. NCBI's taxonomy places the organism in Eukaryota, Apicomplexa, Aconoidasida, Haemosporida, Plasmodiidae. The coding region runs from base 1 to 15879 and encodes 5292 amino acids. The record is from RefSeq and is a predicted model, not a curated record. The transcript has a single exon. Gene Ontology annotation, cellular component: dynein complex. Gene Ontology annotation, molecular function: minus-end-directed microtubule motor activity; dynein light intermediate chain binding; ATP hydrolysis activity.